Molecule: messenger RNA, 816 nt
Organism: Exophiala viscosa
Lineage: Eukaryota; Fungi; Ascomycota; Eurotiomycetes; Chaetothyriales; Herpotrichiellaceae
Exons: 2
Coding region: 1-816 (271 amino acids)
Source: RefSeq, a predicted model, not a curated record
AUGGCUCCUCACUAUAUGUCCGGUGUCGCUCUUGUGACCGGAUCUGCGUCUGGUAUCGGGCGUGCCUGUGCACAUGUCCUGGUCGAUGAAGGCUGUACACGCCUGGUUCUGUCCGAUCUUAGCAAAGAGGGACUCGAGCAGGUCUCCCAGGAACUAAAAGCCAUCGAUCCCAAGGUCAAGACCCAUCUGUUUGUUGGCGACAUGUCGAAGGAAGACGACGUCAACCGCAUGGUUGAGGAGGCUGUCGAGGUAUUCGGAGCCAUACAUUACUGUAUCAACAACGCAGGCGUAACCAGCAAGCCUCGUGUCCGCACAGAUGAGCUCGACGUCGAGGCCUUUGAUCGCGUCGUCAAUGUGAAUCUUCGAGGCGUCUGGCUUUGCGAGCGCGCACAGUUACGACAAUUCCUGAAGCAACCUGCAUCGCUAAAGAUGCGUAGAAAUGUGGACCCACAGCGUGGUGCCAUUGUGAACAUCAGCAGCAUUUUCGGUCUCACGGCCCACGCCACUGCUGGCGCUUACCCUGCAUCCAAAGCUGGCGUCUUGGGGCUCACGCGGACAGAUGCCGUGGCAUACGCAGCAGAUGGCAUUCGUGUGAACGCGAUUUGUCCGGGGUUCAUUUCCACGCCUCUCAUCACGGAGGCACAGAAGAAUGGGGCCGAUUACACAAAGCUCGUAGGCUUGAUACCGUUCCAGCGGAUGGGCACACCUGAAGAGCUGGCUGAGGCGGUGGUCUGGCUGGUCAGUGAGAGAGCCAGCUAUGUCAGUGGUGUGGAACUGCCGGUUGAUGGAGCCUGGGUGAGAGCUUGUAAUACUUGA